CUUCAUUUCAACAUACUAAACUGAAAUACUACUGUUUAUCUGCCAAUGCUGCCAGUAUUACCAAGAGUUGGCCCGUGUUACACCUAUGGGUAUCAUGCCUAGACGCUUCAUAGUCCCUCCUGCAAAUCAAAGCCACCAAUAAUGCAAUGCAGGUGGCUCUGCUCGCCCUAUGCCGCUCGCUAGGGAUGCACAUACAUACUACUUGGAUGGAUGGUCGCAUUCUUAUCUAUUUUACGAGAUAGGUUUCUUCACUGGUCAACAUUCCAGGUGGCGAAGUGCGUUACUUCCAUUUUUUCUUGUCUCUCUUGUACCUUUUUUGUUGUGGGUAUGUGUAUGGCUCGUCACACUGACGGCGGAGAUAUCCGAAAACGUCAUGCAGUCCAACUGCGAACGGCAACCCGAAGGCCCUGGCAUGGAGAAAAGACGGGUUCAACAGGAUCCAAGGGAGGAAUACAACCUCUAUACAAGGACAGGGAGAAAAAUUUUUCUCUUCACCGCAACCACUUUAUAGGGUGUGUCAGCAGUGGAAGCGACCAUCACGGCCAACCAUGCGACCUGUCAGACAUUCCGCUUGAAACCAUCGAAUUCAAUCCUUACAUUCCUGAUUUGGCCGCAAUACUUUAGAUCUCUCCUCGACCGCGCAACUUAAUCAAGAUGUUUUGUUUGUUUCAUCUCUAAGCCGCAGUUUUUUUCUGUUGUAAGGCAGUUCUUGUUGCUUCGCCAUGUGUAUGGUCCAUAUGAUUGUUACUUUCGAAAACGCUGUGCCAUUGCCUUCGACACCGUUGAUUG
Messenger RNA from Aspergillus caelatus, 789 nucleotides. RefSeq lists its product as uncharacterized. Bases 211 to 624 code for a protein of 137 amino acids. Lineage: Eukaryota; Fungi; Ascomycota; Eurotiomycetes; Eurotiales; Aspergillaceae. The record is from RefSeq and is a predicted model, not a curated record. The transcript has a single exon.